Messenger RNA from Platichthys flesus (European flounder), 3705 nucleotides. RefSeq names its product guanine nucleotide-binding protein G(q) subunit alpha. Gene Ontology annotation, biological process: adenylate cyclase-modulating G protein-coupled receptor signaling pathway; action potential; phospholipase C-activating dopamine receptor signaling pathway. Bases 979 to 2058 code for a protein of 359 amino acids. The transcript has 7 exons. NCBI's taxonomy places the organism in Eukaryota, Metazoa, Chordata, Actinopteri, Pleuronectiformes, Pleuronectidae. Gene Ontology annotation, molecular function: guanyl nucleotide binding; G-protein beta/gamma-subunit complex binding; GTPase activator activity. Gene Ontology annotation, cellular component: heterotrimeric G-protein complex. The record is from RefSeq and is a predicted model, not a curated record.
CACACCCACCCACCCUGAUCGACAGGAGGCCCGACGUCAGCCCCAGAGGAGCGGAUGGCCCGUGUCAUAAAAAUACAUGAAGAGAAUUGGGGAAAAGGAGAAGAUUGUCCGGAGAGAGACAGAGAGAGAGUGAGCAGCAGCAGCACGGGGUCUGGACCUCCUUCCUCCCCCUGAGCCGCGGACGUCAACGCCUCUCGUUGUUUGUUCAACAUUUGUGGCGAUGUUGGAUAUUUUCCGCCGCCGUGUCGACAGGCUCCUGCUGGAAGGCUGAGUGUUUACGCGUGGCUUUCUUCUGGAGCAGAGCAGCGAGAGAUAACUGUAUAACAGCCUAUAGCGGAUUGGAGUGAAGGUCCGCCAUAUUCUGCCUCACCACGCCCGGGAGUCGAGCCGCUGGGAACAUGAGCGGACUCCUUUCUUCACGCGUCCCUGCUCAUCCGCGAGGGUAACUCGGACACGGCGCGGGGGAUUUUCGCCACUGGAAGAGACAUUUAACCAACAUUGUGGGACUUUGUCUUUUACAGAGGCGGGCUGGCGCUCGGCUGAUCGGGUGGCCGUGCCCCUAACGAGAUCACACGGGGGAUGCGUCUUACAAGGAUCUGUUGAUCACAUUGAGAAGGAAAAGCAGAUUACCACCAAUUAAGAUCCGACAGAUAUUCGGCUCACACCCACCCUUGUCGGGAGGAGGAGGACCCGGGAAGCGAAGCGAAUCUGGGGAAGUGGGGUUCGAUCAUAGUAAUUCAUCAAACAUCUUCUUUUUUUGGCCCACAAUCUGUGCUGCGUCCAGGCUCCUCUACGAGGGGCGUCCACGCGUCGUUCCAUCAGACGCAGGCCUGUAUAUGUGGACGUUAUCCGGCAUCCAAGGACCUCCUGGGUGUGUGUUUAAAGAACGCCAUAGACGCGGCUGAGAUCUGGAUGAAUCAGUGAUCCAACAAGCGCAAAGUACGUGUUUUUAAAGAGCAGGAGAAAAAAAAGGAGAGGAUGACUCUGGAGUCCAUCAUGGCGUGUUGCCUCAGCGAGGAGGCGAAGGAAGCCCGGCGGAUCAACGACGAGAUCGAGAGGCAGCUCCGCCGGGACAAGAGGGACGCGCGCCGGGAACUGAAACUGUUGCUCCUCGGCACCGGGGAGAGUGGGAAGAGCACCUUCAUCAAACAGAUGAGGAUUAUCCACGGCACAGGCUACUCCGAUGAGGACAAGAGGGGUUUUACCAAACUGGUGUAUCAGAACAUCUUCACGUCCAUGCAGGCCAUGAUCCGAGCCUCAGAGACGCUCAAGGUCCCCUACAAAUAUGAGCACAACAAGGGUAACGCCAACAUCGUGAGGGAGGUGGACGUAGAAAAGAUCAACAGGCUCGAGAAUCCUUACGUAGAUGCAAUCAAGAGCCUAUGGAAUGACCCGGGCAUCCAGGAGUGUUAUGAUCGCAGGAGGGAAUACCAGCUCUCAGACUCCACUAAGUAUUACCUGAACGCGUUGGACCGAAUCGCAGUGCCUUCCUAUCUUCCCACUCAGCAGGACGUGUUGAGGGUUCGAGUCCCGACCACGGGCAUCAUCGAAUACCCGUUUGACCUGCAGAGCGUCAUAUUCAGGAUGGUGGAUGUGGGAGGUCAGAGGUCGGAGAGAAGGAAGUGGAUCCACUGCUUUGAGAACGUCACCUCCAUCAUGUUCCUGGUGGCGCUCAGCGAGUACGACCAAGUUUUGGUGGAAUCAGACAACGAGAACCGGAUGGAGGAGAGUAAAGCUCUGUUUAGGACAAUAAUCACGUACCCCUGGUUCCAGAACUCCUCCGUCAUCCUGUUCCUCAACAAGAAGGACCUGCUGGAGGAGAAGAUCAUGUACUCUCAUCUGGUCGACUACUUCCCAGAAUACGAUGGUCCGCAGAGGGACGCCCAAGCAGGCCGCGAGUUCAUCCUCAAGAUGUUCGUGGACCUGAACCCAGACAGCGACAAGAUCAUCUACUCUCACUUCACCUGCGCCACUGACACGGAGAACAUCCGCUUUGUCUUCGCCGCCGUCAAAGACACAAUCCUGCAGCUCAACCUGAAGGAGUACAACCUGGUGUAGAGGCCUCAACACACACUGACUCCUGCAAUCUGUGAAAAGAGAGAUCAGACACACACACAGACACACACACACUCUGAAAAAAAGAAAAUCUGAGAAAAAAAAUGAAAUGCAUAAUACUAAUUUAUUUGCGGUUUGUUGAUCUCUUGGUCGCCAAGGGGUGAGCAAAGUAAAUCUUCCCUUGCUAUUUAGGGAGUUGAUGAAAUCUAGGGAGGGAGGGGUCGGUUAUGGUGAAGAGUUGGCAGGGACUUGCUAUCGAACAUGUGCAGCAAUGAUCCUCGUUUUUUUAGGCUUUUGCGCAUUGUUGAGUUUUUUUCUUGUUCGUUUUUCUGACAGAAAGAAAGGAACUAAAUGGGGGGGGGUGUUGCCCGUCAGACUAAUACGUUAGAGCAGAAAUGCAAUGUGCCCCCUCCCUCCUCCCUUUUUAUAAACAAGAAUCCUUACCUGUGGAUUUGUUCUGAAUCUGUCUCACAGGCGUUUACUUGUUGGCCCAACAGGAAGUGAUGUAACACAUCUCCAAUCAACAGCUUCCUUGUUCCUGAAAAGGAUCCUUGGGCAAGUCUGUUGAUGAGUUUGGCAUAAACUGUGAUUUUUAAAUGAUUUCAUAUGAAUUUGACACAUUGACCUUGGUACCAUGCGAUGAGUUGGGGCAGGUGUUGCCACCGUGGAAGCACACGGCCACAUUGACGUGUUGAGCGACGUUUUAGAGGCGUGAGGGAAACUGGCUUUAAAGAUGCUUUGGAAGCUUUGGGCGACGAGGUGAGGAGGCACAUGGAGACCUCCGCUCCGGUGAACCAAGAUGGCGACGGCCGCUUGUCAUGGACUGAAGGGAGUGGAGGAGGAGGGGAUAAUUUAUAAGACAUUGUUGUUAAAUGAAUAUGUUCCACUGUGCCACAUUAGUUUGUUAUGCUAGUAUUUUUAUUUAUUUGCCAAUACCAAAACAACUCACAGCUCCACGUUGUGCUGUUUACUACUUUUGAUGGAAGGAAAAGUGUUGAGAAGAGCAGAGAGCAGGGCUGACCGACGUAUUGAUCAACUGAUUCCUGCAGCUUUUUAAGGGUUCAAUAAAUAACGGUAUUAAACACAAACACACACACACGCACAAACACACAAAAAGCAACCACAGCUUGGGCUUGAGGCAGCCUCCCUCCUGACCUGCAGACUUGUCCGGUAACAUUUUAGGGUGUUCAUAUAUCUGUCCAAUCAAAGCCCUGCUUUCUUGACUGUUUUCAUCCAAUGGCAGUGGAGAACACAUUUGGCUCAUUCCCAUGUCAAAGGGCGAAGUGUUGAUAUUCAGUUUGUACCAAAGUAAAGCCCUUCUCGUUUCUGAUUGGCCACUCUGAUUUACCAUUUCCUCAUUCCCAAGUUACUUUGGAGUAUUUUUUUGUAAGAAUUCUAUAGAACACAAGCCUGUAAUUCACAUUUAUUGAGGCAUAGUGCAAUUAUGAAAGCUAUAAUCAUUGUACAAACAUCUCUCUCUAUAUAUAUAUAUAUAUAUAUAUAUAUAUGGCAGCAUCUUUGUUGGCUUUGUAAUCAUUACUUUAUUUUGGCAGAUUGAAUGUGCGGUAUUGAACAUAUGUAUCUAUGUAAUUGUAUUGUAUGUCUAAUGGAAAAUUCAUUUUUUUUGGAAGAAAAAAUUCUUUAUUCACA